This is a messenger RNA of Myxocyprinus asiaticus (Chinese sucker), 1567 nucleotides long. Its product is annotated as protein rapunzel-like. The transcript is spliced from 2 exons. The record is from RefSeq and is a predicted model, not a curated record. The coding region runs from base 128 to 1309 and encodes 393 amino acids. Lineage: Eukaryota; Metazoa; Chordata; Actinopteri; Cypriniformes; Catostomidae.
CCUCGAAGUCAAACCAGACACUGUGGGAAUAAUUUGGAAAUUUGGAGGUCCUUGAAGGUCUUGGAGGUCUUUUCAACAGCUGUUCGUCUUGCCAGGCGUGAGAAACCUGUUUAAAAAUAUUUGUGAAAUGUCCAAUCCACUAGAGCGGGUGGUAGCCCAGAAGAAGGAGGCCAUUGAAGCUGUAAUGGAGAUGUUUGAGAAGGGUGCUGAGGUGCUGGCCAGCACUGUUGGAGAGUUAUCACCUCUUUUUGAGGCUGCUGCUCCAGUCCUCAAGCUAGUCCUUAAUAACGUGGAAAGCAAGGAAGUGAUAUAUGUCAAAGAUCAGUUUCUAGUGGUGAGGCGCAAAUUAGAUGUCCUCUCAUCUCAACUGCAGGACAUUGAUGUUGAGAUCAGGAGGAGACGUUUGGAUUCUCAGUUCUUCUCUGUGGAAGAGAAUCUGCGCAACCAGUUCAGAAAAUACAUAGACAUUCUGGAGGCCAAACCUGAGUACAAGGAGGUCAAGAAACGCUUGUUCUUGGAGCAUUUUUUUAUAACAGGAGGAGAGAAAAAUCUAUGUGUGCUUUAUGAUGCUUUGAUUGGGAACAGCACAUUUGGGGAGCCAAUUCUAGAUGUUGUGGAACAGUACGAGGCCAGAAACAGGAGGGUCCUGGAAGACUUCUGUGUAAGAUUGAAGGAGCUUCUCUGCUUGGGAAUAAUCGCUCUACUGGGAUAUUGUUUCCUUAAUCUGGGCGAAGAGGCAGAGCAGGAGAAGAUGCAAGAGUGGAGCACCAAGAUCCAAGAAAUUGAGAUGAAAAUGAAGGAAACCAUUGAGAAAUGUGUGAAUUCAUUUCAAGAGCAAGCUGAAUUGGACAUCAAGAGGCUUAUGAAGGAAAGAGAGGAUAGGAACCUCCAGGAAAUGGGCAAUGAACUGCUGGACUUCCUAGUCAAGAAGUACGACUGGGUGAGCUGGUCCAUCCGUGUCAUUACUAACUUGGGCAAAAUUCGUAACUGGAGAGCUGGAGAAAACUUUCAGUCUAUGGCCGGCCAGAAAUACUUUGAAGUAUCGCAAGGAACUGAAACCAUCCUGGUGGUGUCCUACUGCAGCAACCCUCAACCUGUGCCCAAUGAGAACAUAAAACAGAUUAUGGAGGGUCCUGCAAAGAAGGGAGAUGCCAAAGCUGUAGUUGGGGUUCUGGAGAAACAGUUAGCUGGGUUUUGGGUUCACGCUAUUAGUCGUCACAAGGAAAGCUUUGCUGUGUCGAGUUUUCCUGAAGACUGCCACUACUGGGAGAAACAUAAGAAUGUGAAUCUGUGUGUGCAUUCAGAGUAGAGUUAUUGUCGCACUUUACAAAUAGGCAUGUGUAUACUGAAUUUCUUAUAUCUUAAAGUCAUGUUAUAUUUAAAUGUCUCUCUAAAAACAUCUGAAUAGGUAAUGUUAAGUGUUGUGACACAAGCAAAUAUGUUGUAGUAAUAAAGAAAGCUUUUGGAACCACUGAGAAAAUACUGGCUAAGAAAAAUGUUUCCCCAUUUAGCUCGUGUAAUAAUAAUGUGCUCUGGUUUACUCAGAGCUGAGUGUAUCUGUUCCUCA